Messenger RNA from Amphibalanus amphitrite, 2652 nucleotides. RefSeq lists its product as uncharacterized. The coding region runs from base 1 to 2652 and encodes 883 amino acids. The transcript has 6 exons. The record is from RefSeq and is a predicted model, not a curated record. NCBI's taxonomy places the organism in Eukaryota, Metazoa, Arthropoda, Thecostraca, Balanomorpha, Balanidae.
AUGACUGACUUGGACGUUGCAGGCGCAGUGCAGUGCGACUGCAGUAAGCUCAGGAUCAGGCAGGGUGAGCAGCCACCUAAGGCUGAGCAGGUGAGACCCAGUGCUGCUCCCAGCAGCUCAGUUCAGGUUAGCAGCGGUGGAGUCACUGCUGACUCUGGUCAGAGAACAGGUACUCUGAUGCCUGUGGUUCCACUGUUGGUGCCGGAUGAGGUGAGGAAGCCUGAGGGCGACGGGCCGUGCGCUCUGCGCACCCGCCUCGGGUGGUACGUGAUUGGACCCUCCCAUCGGUCGGCUCGUGAUCCUGUGGGUCAGCACUCUGUGAACCGGAUCGGCGUUUCGCGUUCCGACAUUCCUGGUAAGGUCUCUGAGGCUGAUCUGUUCGUUCAGCUGUACGAUCAGGAUUUCAAGGACGCAGCUGAUGAGACUGAGAGUUUGUCCGUGGAGGACAAGGAGUGGCGACUGUUUGAUGAGGGCUACGCUGAGGUGGUCCCCGAUGCUGAGGUUGAGACUGGGGAAAGGGUUUGGUAUUUGCCGCACCACGGUGUUAGGCAUCCAGAGAAGAAGAAACUAAGGGUGGUUUUUGAUUGUUCUGCAAAAACUGACGGCCUGUGUCUGAACGAUCUGCUGAUCAAGGGACCCAACCUCACCAACUCACUUGUUGGGGUGCUGCUUCGAUUCCGCCUGAAUCCUGUGGCGUUCACGUGUGACGUGGAGUCGAUGUUUCACAGGGUUCGACUGCCUGCUGCUGAUGCGAACAUGAUGCGUUUCCUGUGGUUCAGGAACGGCGAUGUCGGCGGUGACGUGGUGGUCUGCCGCAUGAAAUCGCACAUCUUCGGCGCGGUGUCUUCUCCCAGCGUCGCAGGGUUUGCACUGAGGCAGUGCGCUGAAGAAGGUAAGGCCGAGCAUCCAGAGGCUGCUAGGAUUGUUGAUCAAAAUGUCUAUGUAGACGAUGCACUGGUAUCGGCUUCAUCAGUGGACGAGGCUGUUCGUUUGGCCAGCGAUUUGAGACAGUUAUGUCAGACAGGCGCAUUUAACAUGCGCAAGUUCACGAGUAACAGCACAGAGUUCCUUCGGAGUAUUCCGCGUGAGGACAGGGGCAACAACGCGAAGGAUCUUGACCUCCAGGCAGAGUCGUUGAAGCCGGAGCGUGCUCUGGGCAUGCUGUGGUCGGUUGAGGAUGACACGUUCCGGUUCCGCUUCGUUGACAGGCGCAGACCAGUGACGAGACGAGGCAUCUUGUCCACAGUCAGUGCCUUGUUCGACCCGCUAGGCAUCGUCGCGCCAGUCACCUUGCAGGGCAAGGUCUUGGUCCAGAAGCUGUGCAUGAUGUCCUGUGGCUGGGACGACGCCAUUCCGGCGCCCUUGGUGGACGAGUGGUCUGAGUGGUUGGCGCAGGCCAACCGCCUCGAUGCGGUCAGCCUGGACCGAUGUUUCGGGGCUGCUUCUGGUGAGGCUGCUCGUCAGCUUCACGUCUUCUCGGACGCCAGUGAGACUGGUCACUCAGCAGUGGCGUUCCUGAGAACGGAGACGCCGACAGACGACGGUGGUGUCGUGUGUACCGUGCGCUUUGUUAUGGGGAAGGCUUUGGUGAACCCUGUGAAGUUCGUAACGAUCCCUCGUUUAGAGUUAGCCGCGGCCGUGGUGGCUACAAGGCUGAGGGAUCUGAUCGUGAAGGAGUCUGGCCUUCGUUUCAGCAGCUCGUACCUGUGGACUGACAGCACAGUCGUGCUGAAGUACCUUCGUAACAGGACGGCUCGGUUUAAGACUUACGUGGCAAACCGAGUCACUUUCAUUCGAGACAGGACGUCGGUAGAGGAUUGGAAGUACGUCCCGUCUGCUGCCAACCCGGCAGAUGUCGGAUCACGUGGAUCCACUCCAGAGGACUUGGACAUGUGGUUGAAGGGGCCGGACUUCCUUUCAGCGAGCGAGGAGAGCUGGCCGUGUGAGCCGGGGCGGUCAGUUGAUGAUUCUGAUGAUCUAGAGAUCAGACAUCCCUCACCUGCGACUGUUGUUGCAGCGGUCGCUGAGGUUCCUCAGGUGUCGGCUGCAGUGUCGGGUCGCGAGCAGCCGUCGGCGACUGAGAAGCUGCUCAGUCACUUCUCGUCUUGGUACAGACUCAAGAAGGCCGUGGCAUGGUACAUACGUUUCUUUCAGGUGCUCAAAGGGAGACUGCUCUCUCGGGCGCGCGUGAUCCGCGAUCGAGGUCUGCGCGCUCGCGGAGUGGGGUUGGAGACGUCUCUGAGCGUGGACGAUCUAAGGUCUGCUGAGCUGAACAUUCUCAGGUAUGUUCAGGAGACCAGCUUCUCAGAGUUUUAUGAUCGUGGAGGCACGGUAAACGUGAAGUCGAGCUCCCUCAAGGGGCUGAACGUGACGCUGAAGGACGGACUGUUGGUCGUAGGGGCUCACCCGGUGCUGCUGUUGCUCCUGCUGGAGCUGCUGCUGGUGGUGGUGCUGUACCCGUUCUCUGGGCAGGCUGAGCAGGCGGUGGCGGCGGCUCGGCUGCUGGCAGCAGUUCUUCAGGUUCCUCGGGUGCUUGUGACGAUGCCGGAGGCGGUUGCGGCGAGGACGACGGUGCACUUUGCGGUGGUGCACUCAGCGGUGAGCUCCGAGACGGUUGUGGAGCAGCGAUAUCCCAGGAUGCUGGUCGGGUAA